AAGGGGACAUAAGGUUUGAUAGUUGCAAAGUAGAUAUCCUAACAUUUAAAAGUGACUGCAGUUUUUGUAGGGUUGAGCUCAAGUGUACAGUUUCAGGAGUUUCAGGAGUGGUAACCGUCAGCCAGGUGAACAUGUUAAACCUGUUGGCUCUCGUCCUGAGAGCAGCCUUGCUGCUCCACCUGCUGAUGCGCAGCACAGAUGCAAAGAUGGAAAUAAUUUCAAGUAAGCAGGACUUUCAAGUUGGAGAAGAGAUCUUAUUGUUAUGUAAAGCUGGAGGAGAGGGAGAUAUAAUGUGGCGGAAGGAUGGCAACGAUAUAGAGGAUGAGGAAAUUGUGGUAAAGGUGGAUGAGGCCACAUCUAAAUUAAUCAUCAAGAAGGCUACAAUGGGGGAUACAGGACAAUAUACCUGUCAUUGUGACUUUGACGCUGGGCACCAAGAUCAUAUUUCCACAAGUGUGUUUGUUUACGAUGGUCCAUCAUUUGGUGACAACACUAACUACCAUGAGUUUCUGGAGGGCACAGAUGGGCAUGUGCCGUGCCUGGCGACUGGGAAGCCACGUGUGGACGUCAAGUGGUACAGACACAAGGAAGAAAUAGCUUCCAAUGGAAUGCGCAUUCAUACGAUGUCUGAUAACACACUCAGUAUUGAGAAAGUGACGAGGAAGGAUGCUGGGACUUAUGUGUGCCGAGCCAGUAUCCCGGGAAGGCCUGUUUCUAAAGAACUCCCUGUUUCCAUUGUUGUCAAUGUUCCUCCUACUGUCCACCUGAAAGAACAAGUGAAAAAAGUGAUCGCAGGGCCUCAAACCAACGUAACCCUGUUGUGUUUGGUGGAAGGCAUCCCGACACCCACUAUCAACUGGACCACGCCGGCGGUCUUUGAUACCUCCCGUUACCAGUUCAACUCAGACCUCAGCGAGCUGACUAUACAGUCUGUCGUCAGGGAAGACUAUGGAGAAUACAUCUGCACUGCUAGAAACAAAAUUGGGGAAGACACCUCCGUCAUUAUGCUUCACGUCUUUGUGGCCCCUGAGGUGUCUGUGUCAGCAGAUCAGAAACGUGCGUCAGUGGGUGAACGUGUACUUGUGACCUGUAAUGUGUCUGGUCAUCCUCAGCCUGAGCUGCACUGGCUCAACAAGCAAAAUGGACUCAAACUGGAUUCCACUUCAGGUCGUGUCCGUGUGGUGGAUGGCGUGCUGGAGAUUGAUGAAAUAGUGCCCUCUGAUGGUGGAUUGUACUCCUGCAUGGCUGUCAGCUCUUCCAGAAAUGCAUCGAGGGAUGUCGCGAUAUACACUCAGCCUGGCCCACCUCACUACCUCAACGUCUCUCCAGGACCGGCAUCAGUACUCUUCUCACUCAAAACUCUCCCUGUCAGCGGAGGAAUGCCAAUCACACACUUUUUACUGCAGUGGAAGAAAAAUGAGGCAGAACAGUGGAACGAGACUGUCGUCCAGGUUUCAGAUUCUUUGGCCAUCAGCUCUCUCCAGCCAUACACAACAUACACUGUACGUUUGGCUGCCUUAAAUGACAUGGGAAAAGGACAGUUCUCAGAUGCAAAAAGCGUCAAAACCCGUGGAAUUGGUGAACCAGAUAAACCAGAUCUGUUAACUGGGGAGAUGAAAGUUGAGGACAACUCCUUCUCAGUUCCUCUGAAACAGACUGAUGAAGGUGGAUCCACUCUGCUGCACUACAAACUUCGAUUCAGAAAGAAUGAAGAAUCUGAGUGGACAGAGAUGACGCUGCCCCCUGAGGCUACUUCUGUUGACCUCAAAGACCUUUCCUUUGCUUCGGGCUAUCAACUGGAAAUCUCGGCGGUCAAUGCUAAUGGUUCCUCGAUGCCUGCCACGUUCGACUUUACCAUUGCAGAAAUGCCUGUGAGUUUGACUAAAGGCACUGUGGUUGGCAUCGUCAUGCUCAUCUUCAUCGUGGUGUUCUUGGUGGUAGACGCCACCUGCUGCUACAGAAAUCGCUGUGGACUUCUCAUGACCAUUGCUGUGAAACUGUUUGGACAGAAAGUUCCAGGCCUCAAAAUGAUGGAGGACGGAGAUGGAACCGCUAAAGGAGAAGUAAAGAUGAAAGGUAUAUCGACAGCAGGUGAUAGUCUGCAGCAGUCCGGGUGUCAGACAGCCGGCAAAGAGGCUGGUCAGCUCUCUGAGGUUACAUGCGACAAAGCCUCCCUCACCAAAAAUGAGAAAAUGCAACUUCCUCUUGCUGAUGCAUGAGACAAGAAACUGGUGAAAGAAAAUGUACAAACGAGAGAUAAUGUACUGCAGAGAGAAGAAGAGAAGCCAAAUGAUCUGAGCUACUGUGGAUGAGGUCAGAAUUCCUAACACACUGUAGGAAGCUGACAGAUUUGGUCAAAGUGUGUUUAAAAGGGACACAUCCAGCCCUGUGUGCAGUUAUAGUGAGGGGACCAUGAACCUGUGUUUGGCCUUUUUUUCUUUUAUUUUGCAGGGUCAUGUUGACGUCUGUGUGAUACAGGGCAAAAUCACUGCUACUACAGUAUGUAAUCCUUGAAAAACCUUUUGUGUAAAACUUUUAAAAGGCGCAGUAAAUGUUUACUUACUGUAUUUCUGGGUUCCACUGUUUUCCUUUUUUCAUCGAUACCAACUUUGUAUCCUCACUGCAUUGCGGCAGCUCUUUUUUUAAUUAUGUCAGUGAUUUAACAUAUUUUUAUUAUACGACUCUGAAGCUCAUUGUAAAGUAAUAUGUGUUGAUAUUUAUUUGUUCACUUAAUUCUACAAGUGUUGGUUAUUGUAAGGGGGUUUGAAAUUAAUCUGAUUUAAAUUGUGAUUUUGUAGCUAGCUCUGCUGUUUACUUUUUUAAGGAAAACAUUUAGGAUGGUUAACGCAGGCCGUUUAAAUGACCAGUGGCAAUACCACUUCUGACCACACGGGGCAGCAUAUUAUAAGAACCCAGUAAAUCUUUUUGCCCCCGUGUGGUCAGAAGUUGUAUUGCUACACAGAGUGACUAAAAGUACCUAUGAUAAUAGUUAUUGUGUAAAAUACAUUUACUUACAGUCAAAUAUAAGUUAUUUUGUAUUUAAACCUGAAUCAUCAGUCAGCAAAUCAGUACAUUACAGCUGAUCUGUGAACAAACAGCAUGUUUGCAGAUUCCGAAACGACAGUAUAUCAAUGAAGUAUUUUGACUUUGUUGUAAUUCUUUAUUUUACCACUGUACAAGGUUAUGCAUACACAUGUUGCAUUUUUCACAACUAUGUUGGAUACAUUUGUAAAACAGCUUCAUGUCUUUUCAUUUUGCUCACCACAUGAAUGUGUUUAGUCAUGUAGCUCUGACAAACAGUAAAACCAUGAAUACAGA
Messenger RNA from Cololabis saira (Pacific saury), 3318 nucleotides. RefSeq names its product neural cell adhesion molecule 3 (gene ncam3). NCBI's taxonomy places the organism in Eukaryota, Metazoa, Chordata, Actinopteri, Beloniformes, Belonidae. Gene Ontology annotation, biological process: axon guidance; dendrite self-avoidance; homophilic cell-cell adhesion. Gene Ontology annotation, molecular function: cell-cell adhesion mediator activity. The transcript has 16 exons. The coding region runs from base 132 to 2219 and encodes 695 amino acids. Gene Ontology annotation, cellular component: axon; plasma membrane. The record is from RefSeq and is a predicted model, not a curated record.